Messenger RNA from Tribolium madens (black flour beetle), 354 nucleotides. RefSeq lists its product as uncharacterized. The record is from RefSeq and is a predicted model, not a curated record. The transcript is spliced from 3 exons. Lineage: Eukaryota; Metazoa; Arthropoda; Insecta; Coleoptera; Tenebrionidae. The coding region runs from base 8 to 322 and encodes 104 amino acids.
UUCAACAAUGGCAUCCUUAACAAAAAUACUUUUAUUUAUCUUAUCCAGUUGUUACAUCCUAAGCGUGGCAUUAGCCAACGCUCCAAUUUCGCGAUCAUCUCGAAGAAUCCACAUCCCAUUUUUGGGCUUAGGCCCACGCUGCACUGGUUGUCCCCCGCAUUACUGUGACGACGACCCGGCCAUCAUUCACGGCUAUUGUUGCGGAUGUGCUAGAUUUUUUGACGUGCUACCUGUCAAGUGUGGAGCUUUCGUGGAUUGUCCUCUGAAUACUUAUGAUUUAUGUGAAGAUUACGAGUAUAUGAUGUAUUGUUGUUGUGAAUGAUUUCACCGAUUUGGAUUUAUUAAAAAUUUGGC